ACAACACAAGAAGAGGGAGCUUCAUCUUCAUCCUCGUCUUCGUCUUCUUCUUGUUGAUUAAAUUCUUGUUUUGCACUCAAGAUUAAUCAUGGGACGACAAUUAUGUUUCGUCCCAUUCGUAUACGUUCUUAUAAUCACUCUGGCUUGUUCUUCAUCUUUGAUUCAUGCUAAAGUUGUCGAGCACACUUUCCAUGUGGGAAACAUAACUACCAGGAAAAUGUGUCAAGAACGCACUAUAAUAGCAGUGAACGGUAGCCUCCCCGGUCCGACAAUACUGGUAAACGAAGGUGAUACACUUAUUGUUCAUGUUCUGAACAAAUCUCCCUACGAUGUCACCAUCCACUGGCAUGGAAUAUUUCAGCUGUUCAGUGGAUGGGCAGAUGGACCGGAGUUUGCAACCCAAUGUCCGAUAAAACCAGGGCACAAGUACACAUACAAAUUCAAAGUCACUAAACAAGAAGGGACCUUGUGGUGGCAUGCCCACACAUCAUAUAUGCGAGCCACCGUGUACGGUGCUCUCAUUAUCCGUCCAAGGAUAGGCCGAAAAUACCCGUUCCCUAAACCAUAUAGAGAAGUCCCAAUUAUGAUAGGCGAGUGGUGGAAUGCCAACGUGAUGGAUGUAGAGCGGAUAGGUAUGUCAACCGGUGGUGUCCCAAAUAUCUCCGAUGCAUACUCCAUCAACGGUCGCCUUGGUGAUCUUUACCCGUGUUCUAAAAAACAUACAUAUAAGUUGAAGGUGACACCAGGAAAAACUUAUCUUCUUCGGAUCAUCAACGCUGCACUCAAUUCUCAACAUUUCUUCAAGAUCGCAAAUCACAAGUUUACAAUCGUCGCUAUUGAUGCCAGUUACGCAGAACCUUACCGCACAAGCGUAGUCGUAAUAGCUCCAGGCCAAACAGUGGACGUUUUGAUGGAGACUAAUCAACCCAUGGCAGAUUAUUACAUGGCAGCUCGUCCAUAUAAUAGCGCAGCAGUAGCUGGUCCGUUUUCCGACGACACAACCACCACGGGAAUAGUCCACUACAUCGGUGGCCCAACCAAAAAUUCAACAGCCAAAAUGCCAAUCCUACCAGCCUUGAAUGACACCGCAACAGCUCACAAAUUCUACACCAAUCUGACAGGUUUAACAACCUCGCGGUUCUUCGUUCCGGUUCCGCGUCACCCGGAUGAGAAAAUGUUCAUAACCUUUGGACUAGGAAUCAGCGUCUGCGGAACACCAAAUGGUUGUAUCAACAGUCCAUUCGGACCUAUGAUUUCAUUCGCCGCCAGUAUGAAUAACCACUCGUUCGAGCUCCCUACCAGUACAUCGAUGUUGGAAGCGUUUGCUAAUGGCGUAAAAGGAGUUUACACAGAAGAUUUUCCUGACCAUCCACCACUGAAAUUUGAUUACACAAAGGCUAACCUGAGCAGUUCGCUGUGGAUGACCGAGAAAAACACGCGGGUUAAGAAAGUGAAGUUCAAUUCGAUAGUCGAGAUUGUGCUUCAGAACACAGCCUUGCUUACUCCUGAGAAUCACCCAAUGCAUCUUCAUGGUUUCAAUUUCCAUGUUUUGGCUCAAGGGUUUGGGAAUUACAAUAACAACAAAGAUAGGAAGAAAUUCAACUUUUUUAACCCACAGGAAAGAAAUACGAUCGCUGUGCCGACUGGUGGAUGGGUUGUUAUCAGAUUCCGAGCAAAUAAUCCAGGUGUAUGGAUGAUGCAUUGCCACUUGGAUGUUCAUAUGCCGCUUGGUCUUGCAAUGGCAUUCGUUGUCGAAAAUGGACCAACACUGUCGACCAGGCUCCCUCCACCGCCGGCAGAUCUUCCUCGUUGUUGAUAGUUUUUCUUUUUUAAUUCGAUAUUCGGAAGCUGUUGAUUGAUUGAUUUAUUUAUUUUUGUUUCAAAUGGGAGUGAUGUGUCGUAGGAUUUGCUUUAUUGAUCGAGUUUGUAACAUUGCUGUGUGUGGUACAUAAUUAGCUUUAUUUUUUUUAUUUUCCCAAUUUAUCCAUUAAAAAUGGGAUAAAUUGAAUAAAAGAAGGAGAAGUUCUCUUGAUUCAAAUGUUUAAAUAAAUUUAUUUCAAGCUCUAUGGCUA
This is a messenger RNA of Papaver somniferum (opium poppy), 2072 nucleotides long. RefSeq names its product laccase-7-like. Gene Ontology annotation, biological process: lignin catabolic process. Gene Ontology annotation, cellular component: apoplast. NCBI's taxonomy places the organism in Eukaryota, Viridiplantae, Streptophyta, Magnoliopsida, Ranunculales, Papaveraceae. The coding region runs from base 89 to 1816 and encodes 575 amino acids. Gene Ontology annotation, molecular function: copper ion binding; hydroquinone:oxygen oxidoreductase activity. The record is from RefSeq and is a predicted model, not a curated record. The transcript has 6 exons.